GCAAGCUAUGCAACUCGGGCUCUGAGGACCGUACGAAGCCUGAAGUGCCUCCCAAAACGCCUCGCUGCAGGGAAGCACGCCCUCAGUCACCAUGAAGCUGGUCGCCAUCCUUUUGGUCGGCGCCAGGGCAGGCAUCAGCCCGAAGACCAAGUCCCGCCCAGCGUCCAAUCUUUGCCGCGCGUACGCCGAGUGCAUGCACUCAACGAUCACCGACGCCGCCACCGCGCAGGAUCGGCUACUCGACCGGCGGCGACACGAGUCUACCGAUGGGCAUCAACCCGACGGGGACCGUGUCGGUAGAUUUACCUUUGGACGACCUGCCUAUAUCGGUAAGAUUGAACGGCGAGUACGAGAUGUCCGAGAACGAGAUGGCCCCGAAGGAGCUUACUGUCGAUAUUGAUGCUGGUUCCGUCGGUCCCGUGGACGUUUCUGGUGUACUGACGAUUGGUGAUCCACUAGGAGCGCGAGAGCUCACAGGAGAAGCGACGCUAGCGCACGAGUACGGCACGGUCACCUUCGAUAGUACGGAGGCCAUGCCCAAGGAGGUUACGAUCCGAGCACUGUCCAAGGCUGGGGUCGAGGUGCGGCCGUCCUGGAAUCCUAGAAUUGGCGCGCCCGAAGGUUUAUCGUUUGAUAUUGACGCGAGACUACAAGCCGAUUCAGAUAGAGCGGUGAUCUACGCCACGGCGGCGCCCGGGAAAAGACCGGAGGUGCGGUUCCACUUCGGCUUUUCCGACGGAAGUCUGGACAUCACGCCCUUACUGGACGAGGGCGCGAAGGCUACAAAGUUUGAAUAUGUCAAGACGGGCCUGCCGAACGGCGCCUCGGCCAGGGCGACGCUCCAGGACAAGACGCUGACGCUCGGGGCGGAGGUCGCCGUGGCCGGCGGCGAGCUGCUGCCGGAGGUCACUGUGGACCUCAACGACGUGACGGCCGCGCCCAAAUUGUCGCUGAAGCAGUCGUUCUCGCUCUAGAAGUGCUGAGUCGUCGUGUAAGGAACCCUCAGUCUUAACAAA
Messenger RNA from Pelagomonas calceolata, 1016 nucleotides. The record is from the annotation of a GenBank genome assembly. NCBI's taxonomy places the organism in Eukaryota, Pelagophyceae, Pelagomonadales, Pelagomonadaceae.